Gigantopelta aegis is the source of this 1867-nucleotide messenger RNA. RefSeq lists its product as uncharacterized. Bases 211 to 1530 code for a protein of 439 amino acids. NCBI's taxonomy places the organism in Eukaryota, Metazoa, Mollusca, Gastropoda, Neomphalida, Peltospiridae. Gene Ontology annotation, molecular function: cell adhesion molecule binding. Gene Ontology annotation, biological process: cell-cell adhesion. The transcript has 7 exons. Gene Ontology annotation, cellular component: cell-cell junction. The record is from RefSeq and is a predicted model, not a curated record.
UCAAAUGCAUUUGGGCUGAAAGGUAUACCAGGAAGAUGUUAAAUCACUGAAUAUAUAGAACGUGUGGAGGUUAUAACGAACAGCAUGUAGAAGAAAAACUGCACGGAAGACCAGGAAAAUGUUUUAUACCAUUGUUUUCAGAAUCACGAAUGCUGUCGAUCGAUUUUGAACUGACAACUCUACAAUUUAAUACAAGUAAACGAAACGAAAAUGGAUACCAACUCGAUUUGGGUUUAUGUUUUUGUUGUAUCGUCAUUUUUCGUCAGUUGUGCAGGUGUAUCGUUAAAUUUGACAGCGUCAACAAUCAUACCAAGAAAGCAUCAGGAAGUAACACUGACCUGUAUAUUUGACGACCCGCCUCGUGCUAGUUAUACCGUUUAUAUAAGACAGAUAUAUGGCUUCAGUUCCUAUAGGCAGAUUGCUUACUUUCGUCAAACGACGUCAGUCUGUAGUACAUACGCAUAUGAUUUAUUUGGAAUCCUUGAAACAACAGGAACAUUGUGUGGAUCUGGAACUAACACCGCUAAUUCGAAGUCCAAAGAAUAUGUCGCAACGAUAACACUUAUUGUCGGAGAAAUGACUGAUUACCUUUGUACUUCAAACUACAACAGAAAAUACUACUACAGCAACUUUGUUAACUUGAGAACUAUAAAUAAGGUUGAAUGCGCAUCACUGAAUAUUUCUGGAGGUGGAGAUGUACUGACAGUGACUGAGGGUAAACAGUAUGAUGGAUUCACGUGCAGUACUGGAGAUGCUAACCUGGAACUAGAAGUCAGACUAAAACUGAACGAUACCUCUUCCACGGAUCUGUCUGUUCGUAAACUAAAAUCAGCAGCACGCAUAGAACGUCGACCGACAUUUUGCAGCCAUUUAGCAAACGAACAAGCGAAUACUUUUAUCACAAGCAUAAGUUUAGCCUAUGUCCCAGAAAGACGCCACGAUGGCAACUAUGUCUACUGCUCAGCCAGGAAUAGUGAAAUGGGAACCAGCGAGGAGGUGACCUCCAACAAAAUACGUCUCAUCGUUCAGUUUGGCCCACUUGAACAAGAGAUGAGUUUCAACACUGAUGAAGUCUUCUACACAGUAGCUGAAUCUGAUUCGUUGACAAUAACAUGCUCAGUGGACUGCAACCCUACCUGUACCUAUAUCUGGACCUACCUGGACAGAGGUAUCGCCACAGGAAGUCGUCUGUCCCUGAUCCACAUCACUGAGCAAGAGGCUGGCUAUUACAAGUGCUCGGCGAGAAAUCCUGGUUCUGGGAUCACUGCUGACAAAUAUUUUAAACUGCGCGUGGAAUCCUCAUCGUUUACCGUUGGAGCUGCCGCUGGUAUUGGAGUUGCUGUCGGCGUGGUCGUCACGAGUGUCGUUGCAGUCGUCACAUGUUUAUUAGUAAGACGAGGAAUAAAAUGUUCACGGCGCAAAAACACUGGUGUCGAAAAGCAUACGUAUGCGAACACUGGAAUGCAGAACCUCGCAAGCCGUGAGUAUAAAAUAUUUAAACCAAAGAUUUAUCUAUAUUCAGUAUUUUAGUCAGCAUGUAAUGUUCCUUACAGUUUUGACUUUUAAUUCUAACUUUCAUUUCCAUGGCGUCGGGCGCAGUUGUGUGAGGAUGGGAGUCAGGGUGGCGUCUCCAGUUGGAGGGUGAAGAAAUAAAUGCCGACCGCCGUUCCGAGUUACUGGCAUCGAUAGUCGCCUAUGAUUCCAGUACAUUCAGGGCGUUUUGUAUUCUAAUAUAUGGUUCUGGAAACCUAAAAUAGUUUGUCCGCUUGCUGAGACUGCAUACCUUAGUUUUAUAUUGAAUGCAAAACGUUCUAAUCGCAAAACCCCCAAACAUUUCUAUAGUUUUAUAAUAUACAGCGGAACUUCG